AUGGAUGAGCCGGAUGAUGAAUCUGUGUUGGUGAAAUCAUUUAAUGCUUUCAGUGUGGAUGGAGUUAUGGUUGCCCUGGAUAUGGUAGGAUAUGUGGAUACAGGGGAAGAAGAUGGAUUGCUUCCAUCCUGGGCAGCACCUUUAUUGAUGUUGUUGCAAACUCCUGAUGAAGCACGGGGCCCGGCAAACAUUUGCAUACCAGCACAUGUCUCUGGUGACAGCAUCUCUCUUGUUGGCACCACUGUGGAUGUAACUUUUGUGGGUGGAGCCAAAUUUGAAAGUGCUCCCAGAGAUGGUGAAUUUGCUGACAUGUCAGCACUUGGGCUGACUGGGUCUCCGCUACUAGAUGGCGCGCUGGCAAUGCCUGCUGGUGAUGGAGCCUGA
This is a messenger RNA of Seminavis robusta, 384 nucleotides long. NCBI's taxonomy places the organism in Eukaryota, Bacillariophyta, Bacillariophyceae, Naviculales, Naviculaceae. The record is from the annotation of a GenBank genome assembly.